Carcharodon carcharias (great white shark) is the source of this 3997-nucleotide messenger RNA. Its product is annotated as myosin-IIIb. Gene Ontology annotation, cellular component: myosin complex. Lineage: Eukaryota; Metazoa; Chordata; Chondrichthyes; Lamniformes; Lamnidae. The record is from RefSeq and is a predicted model, not a curated record. Gene Ontology annotation, molecular function: protein binding; cytoskeletal motor activity; ATP binding. The transcript has 30 exons. Bases 314 to 3601 code for a protein of 1095 amino acids.
CUAGUAAAAUGGAAUCUGGGGAAGAUAGUAUACCCCUUUAAAAUUCUGAAUUAUUACCAAUAAUUUAACAUUUUUAAAAAUAGGAAAACAACUCACACACUUCUGCCAUCGAACAAAAUCUUUAGCCAAAGAAAGAUUUAUUUAAGGAGUAGGCUGGGUGUAUGUUGUGUGGAGGACCUUUGCGGAAUAUUGAAGCAGGAGCCAGGGGGAGUGAGCAGCAUCUUUUAACACAGGGGCCGAGCUCCGCCAGCCCGGCUCCCGAGUGACCGAGCCCCGCCAGCCCGGCUCCCGAGUGACCGAGCCCCGCCAGAAGAUGUCCGUGUCCAGACUGCCGGAGGACCUGGCCACGCUUUCCCAGCUGGAUGAGGACACUCUUCUGGACGUGCUUAGCACCAGAUUUCGGCAUAACCACAUUUAUACUUAUAUUGGAGAUAUUCUAGUAGCCAUCAAUCCUUUCAAGUACUUGCCAUUAUAUGAAAAGUCGGAAGCCGAAAAGUACAAAAGUUGUUCAAAAAACAGCCUACCACCUCAUAUUUUUGCAGUGGCUGAUCGUGCAUAUCGAUCAAUGUUGGGACGCUUAGCCACUGGCCCCAAGAGCCAAUGUAUAGUCAUCAGUGGGGAAAGUGGAGCUGGGAAAACUGAAAGCACCAAGCUUCUGCUGAGACAGAUCAUGGAGCUCUGCAAAGGAAAUUCUCAAUUGGAGCAGCAAGUUCUUCAGGUGAAUCCACUUCUGGAGGCAUUUGGAAAUGCCCAGACUGUUAUGAAUGAUAACAGCAGUAGAUUUGGGAAAUACAUUCAACUAAGAUUUCACAAUACUGCAGUGAAAGGUGCUAAAAUCAAUGAAUACCUUUUGGAGAAAUCCCGAGUUGUACGUCAGGAUGAAGGCGAAAGAAACUUCCAUAUUUUCUACUAUAUGUUUGCUGGAAUAUCUGCUGCUGACCAGGAAGUCUACGGUCUCUUGGACCCUAAGUUCUACAGGUACUUAAAUCACAAAUAUGGUACUGAUGAAACUGUCCAGCAAUGGAACAAGAAAUAUCAUGAAGUAUGUAAUGCCCUGGAUAUGGUUGGCUUUCUGGAGCAGGAACAGGUUGACAUGGUGACAAUACUGGCAGGAAUCCUGUCACUUGGCAAUAUAAUUUAUGAGCCCCAAGACAGCGGAAUCCUUAAAGUGACAGAUCAGUCUAAAGGAUGGCUCAAAGCUGCAGCAGGUCAGUUUGGUGUUGAGGAGGAAGAGCUAUUAAAGUGUUUGAUUUGUACAUUGGCGGUAACUCGAGGAGAAUCCAUUCAACGGUACCACAGCAAACAGCAGGCAGAAGAUGCCAGGGAUUCUAUUGCUAAGGCUGCUUAUGGCAGAGUUUUUGGUUGGAUAGUCAGCAAAAUCAACCAGCUUCUGGCUCCAAAGGAGGGCAUGGAUACUGUAGAACUACAGGAGAUUGGUAUACUAGACAUUUUUGGAUUUGAGAACUUUGCAGUGAACAGAUACGAACAGAUGUGUAUUAAUUUGGCAAAUGAACAGCUUCAGUAUUUCUUCAAUCAUCACAUAUUUUUAAUGCAGCAAAAUGAGUACAAGCAAGAAGGAAUUGAGUGGGAAAAUAUUACCUUUAAGGACAACAAGGCAAUACUGGAUCUCUUUUUAGCAAAACCACUUGGUAUGUUUUCCCUAUUGGAUGAACAAAGUGCAUUUCCACAGGCCACUGAUAGGACUUUCGUGGACAAGAUAAACAGUAGUUUCAAAGGGAACCCGCACUUCAAAAUAGAUAGAAGUCACACUCCAGUAUUUACAGUGAUACAUUAUGCAGGAAAGGUCCAAUAUAAUGCAUCUGGGUUUCUGGAGAAAAACAGAGACACAAUCCCAGCAAGUAUCCGAGGGUUGUUCAUUAAUAGUAUAACUCCACUGCUAAGUAUACUUUUUGCAGCUACUGUCUCAAGGACAGGAACCUUAAUGGCCCAGCAAAGACCAAGAUUGGUACAGAGAACAGAAGACAACUUUAAUAGCACCAGGAAGCAGUCUGUUGGAGCACAGUUCAGACAUUCUUUAGCAGUGUUGAUGGAGAAGAUGUUUGCAGCAAACCCGCAUUUCAUUCGCUGUGUCAAACCAAACGUUAAUAAAUUGCCUCAUCAGCUGGACAGAAAAAUUUUCAUGGAUCAGCUACGAUACAAUGGACUAUUGGAAACUAUCCGGAUUCGUAGAGAUGGAUAUUCAUGGAGACCAUUCUUUGAGGAAUUUGCAGAAAGAUACGGAAUACUGCUUAUUACCCCCAAUAUGUCAUUUAAUAAAGAAAGUUGCCUAGCUAUUCUUCAAACUGCAGGCCUUAAGGACUGGACGUCUGGAAAAUCCCGCUUGUUCUUUAAGUACUGGCAUCAGGACCAAUUGGCAAAGUGUAUCGAAAGACUUGAAAAAGCUGCAAUAAUUAUCCAGAAAAGUUAUAAAAGAUUCCGCUGUCAAAACAGAUAUAAAACCUUAUUUGCUGAACUACAAAACCAGCGUCAGUUGGAACUGGAAAGACAGAUUGAAGAAAGACGGCAGAUUGCAUUAGAACAAGAAAUGGAGAGAAAGAAGCAGGAAAUGGAAUGGAUAAAUGAAAGAUUGGCGACACCACCAGUUCCACUCCCAAGAAAAAAGAAGCCUCUCCCUCGACUUCCUUCUGUAGCUGCGGAUAAACCUUGCAAUGCAGUGCAGCCUCCUGUCCCCAGACCCCGGAGUAAAUUAGUAGAGGCAACUCCAUUCGAUAAUUCUCGGGAUCACAUGAGCAGCAGCUGGCUACAGGAACAAGCAGAUAAGGAGCAGCGAAUUAACAAGAAAAGAGCUACAAUUCGGUGGUUCAAAGAGACUCAAGUUCGAAAAGUACUCCAGAAUGGCACUUUUCCAUGCUGGUUCCAUGGAAUGAUUACACGGCGAGAGAGCGAAGAUUUGUUGGCAAACCAACCUUUAGGUUGCUUCCUUAUUCGUGUCAGUGGAAGUAGAGAAGGAUACACACUUACCUUUAGGGGUGUAGAUCGGUGCAGACACUAUAUGAUUGAAAUGCAGCCCAAUGGGAAGUAUGUGAUAUUGGGAGAAGAUAGGGCCCACCCAUCACUACCUGACCUAGUGGAGUAUUAUAAAACUGUUGGAAUUCAGCCAUUCAUGGAAGUCCUUACCACACCUUGUGGGCAGAAAUGUGACAAUGAGACAGAUUACGAAGAACUCAGACAUUUUUCGUUGAAAAUCAACCCAGAAGAAAAUUCAAGUUUUGACACUGUGGCUGGUGACUCGAUUCAUGACCGAGUGCACAAUGAGCUGUCUAAGCUUUUUGUACCACCUGAGUCACAGUUUUCAAUGCAGGCUCAAAAGCCACCAGUGAUGAGAAAGAUCGCAGACAGAAAGCUUCAGGCAGCUGCUUCAGGGGGAACAACUGCAAUUAAUUCAGAAAACUGGAUUGAAGAUGAGCAUCAAGGAAGCAAACGCACAUUCCCAAGACUGUACCCAUCAAUACGUUUAGCAAUGAGGGAGAUUCAGCAAGUUCUUGAGCAUCAACCUGCAUUUCACAGCCCUAACCCUAGAGAGGAAGUUGUGCCGGAACUACCUCCCAAGCAGUUUAAAGAGCGCUACAGACCUCAAUAACUUGGAUCAGAACACUACAAUAAGAAAUAAAUGGCUGAAGAUGGGGGUAUGUGUCGAAAUGUGGCCGAAGAAAGAUGAUAUUUCCAAUAUGUUUACUGAUGCAAAAAAGAUACUUUCUAUUUCUCUAAUGAAACAAGUUUAUCUCCACCUGUAUGUGCUGGGUACAUAUUGAACUGUCUCCAAUGAGUUUUUUGCACAAUUUUUUUUUGUACAGUGUUUUCACAUUACAAAGUAUUGUCAAUAAUCUGCAAAAAGCUGCUCGUUACAAAGAAGCGUUUAUAUUUUCACUCCAUACAUGUUCUGUAACCAGUGGUUUUGGACGGUAUUGAUCUGUUCUUAAAUGUGUAUGCAGGUAAAUAAUUUGUACAACUAUUAAAAAUUACAAUGUGAGUGUCA